AACCUAAACAGGAAGUGAUGCUACAGCGUGACUAGACGAGACGAUACACAUGUUGCGCGAGAGUAGAUUAGAUACAUCAGCUAAGCAACGAAAACACUCAAAGCAGUUUCAGCAUCAUGGCGCCUACAGAUUUCAAAAAUUUGGUCAGAAGAUUUUAUGUUCUUCAAGCUGAGCGUGUGGAGGCAUACACACUAUUUGAGGAGGGUCAUGAGGCGUAUUUAAGGACAGGGCCCCACUAUGACUUUGAGCACUACAAACAGCUGGUACAUGAGAUAACAAAAGCAUUCUGUGGCAUUUCCAAAGAAGUUCUGAAGAUUAAAGAGCAACUGCACCAAGACUUCGACCGGCCGGACCUUUCAGAGCACAUUGAGAAACUGCAGAUUAAAGAGAAAGAAAAGCUAGAGCUGACAGCUAAGUUACAGUUGGCCAAGCAGAAUGCCCAAGAUCACCCAGAAGAUGAGGAUUUCCAGGAGAAAGUCCAUGAGAUCAAACAGGAUAUAAUAAAGAAUACGGCCGCUUUGAGUGAGAUUCUGCAGGACUUCAAGUAUGACUCGGAGGAGCCGGAGUGAGAUGUAGUCCGUCUCAGGAGAGAGAGAUGGAUUCAGAUCCUCUAUGAACUUUCCCUUUUAAUGAAGAGUCAUCUAAGGUAUCAAUCGCUGUCUUGGGUGCUUUAAAGAUAGACUGCAUUGCUGAUGCAGGCUUUGCGAAUCAUAUAUUUAUUAAAUAGAGUUUGGCAUCUUUUAUUUGAUUUUUUUUGUAUGUUCGAAAAUAGCUUGACAUUCUGUUUAUUAAACUAACUCAAAGUUCAUUGAAAGUGUAAAACAUUGUUCAUGAUCAUAUGCAUAAUAAUAGUGUGGUACAAAAUAUAUGAACAUUCCUUUGAUAUUUUUAAGACAUUUAUACAGAAAAAACUAUUUUUUACAUAAUGAUACAGUAUUUACAUGGAAAUGCAUUACAAUUUACACUUAAAUGAUCUAAACUUGUAAUGUGCUUGCCAAUUAAAGGGACAGUACACUGAAAUUAAAAAGUUUGUCAUUAUUCACUCACCCUUAUGUCAAAACCUGUACCAUGUG
Messenger RNA from Pimephales promelas (fathead minnow), 1073 nucleotides. RefSeq names its product required for excision 1-B domain containing (gene rex1bd). NCBI's taxonomy places the organism in Eukaryota, Metazoa, Chordata, Actinopteri, Cypriniformes, Leuciscidae. The record is from RefSeq and is a predicted model, not a curated record.